AUGUUAGGAAGUCCGUCAAACAACGGCGGCAUCAGAAUGCUGGUGCCCCCGGCUCCGAACGACGACAGGCGGGUAGAGUUCGUGGCUCUCACCGCUGUCCACACGGAGAGAAGCGAGCCGUCGACACCGGAGCGCGGACACCCGUCUCACCGCACAGGGUUACUGGGCACCCCACUGCCCGGGCCGCCCGGACCCCGGGCCAACGCGUCCGCCACCAGCAAACGCUUCAGAAAGUUGCAAAACUGCCUCUACAACGUGCUGGAAAGACCAAGAGGAUGGGCAUUCAUCUACCAUGCUUUCAUUUUUCUGCUGGUGUUCAGCUGCUUGGUGUUGUCCGUGUUCUCCACCAUCCCCGACCACCAUAAGUUUGCCAAUCAAGGCCUCUUCAUCCUGGAGUUUGUGAUGAUUGUGGUGUUUGGGUUGGAGUACUUCAUCAGGAUCUGGGCAGCUGGCUGUUGUUGCAGAUACCGUGGAUGGCAGGGACGACUAAGAUUUGCCAGGAAGCCCUUCUGUGUCAUAGACUUUAUAGUGUUUGUGGCAUCGUUGGCAGUGAUCGCUGCAGGAACGCAGGGCAACAUCUUUGCCACCUCAGCCCUGCGCAGCAUGCGCUUCCUGCAAAUCUUACGCAUGGUUCGUAUGGACCGGCGAGGAGGCACCUGGAAACUACUGGGCUCAGUGGUUUACGCUCAUAGCAAGGAGUUGAUUACAGCCUGGUACAUAGGUUUCCUGGUCCUGAUCUUUGCCUCCUUCCUCGUCUACCUGGCAGAGAAAGACAUCAACACAGACUUCAACACCUAUGCAGACUCCCUCUGGUGGGGGACUAUUACUCUGACGACUAUUGGCUAUGGCGAUAAGACUCCUCGUACCUGGCAAGGACGGCUCCUGGCUGCUGGCUUUGCUCUUCUGGGAGUCUCCUUCUUUGCCCUGCCUGCCGGAAUUCUGGGAUCAGGCUUUGCCUUGAAGGUUCAGGAGCAGCACCGGCAGAAGCACUUUGAGAAGCGGAGGAUGCCUGCUGCCAACCUGAUACAGGCUGCAUGGCGUCUCUACUCUACAGAUGCCAAACACUCUUAUCUUACAGCUACAUGGUACUUCUAUGACAGCAUGCUUCCGUCUUUUAGAGAACUGACGCUACUGUUCAGUCACCUCCAGCGACAGCGUAACACCAAGAAGACUCUCCACAACUCCUACCACACGCUGCUGUCUGGGCUGCGGCCCUACAGCUCCCCCUAUCUGUCGGGGGACAGGAAGGCAGACGUUCCAUGCAGUCAGCUCCUUUCUAAAAAGCGGGGUCUCUUCCGGAUUCAUGCUGGCCGCAAGCAGAGCAGUAAACUAGGCUUCAGGGAUCGGAUUAGGAUGAACAAUUCCCGAUCAUCCCAAACCAUUCGCAACAAGGCGUCACCACUGCCUCCCGGGUCAGGUGUCCGCUGCUCUCCCAGCCAGGAGAAUGUCCCAGAGGCCACCAGCCCGGGAAAGGUCCAGAAAAGCUGGAGCUUUAAUGACCGCACACGCUUCCGUACCUCCCUUCGCCUUAAACCGCGCCCUCCUGUAGAUGAAGGGCUUGGGGAGGACAGUGUGGAGGACAAACCGUAUUGCGACGUGGCCAUGGAGGAGGUAAUCCCAGCAGUGAAGACACUUAUCCGGGCUGUCAGGAUCUUGAAGUUCCUUGUGGCCAAAAGGAAGUUUAAGGAGACAUUACGCCCAUAUGAUGUGAAGGACGUCAUAGAGCAGUACUCUGCUGGACACCUGGAUAUGCUGGGCCGCAUCAAGAGCCUGCAGAUGCGGGUGGAUCAGAUUAUUGGGCGAGGGGCUGUUCAGCCCGAUAAGAAGGCGCGUCCUGAAAAGGGAGAGAAGACGCCGCCAGAACUAGACCCACUGGAUGAGCUAAGCAUGAUGGGACGUGUAGUCAAGGUGGAGAAACAGGUACAGUCCAUAGAGAACAAGCUGGACCUCCUGCUCAACUUCUACUCCCAGUGCCUAAAGAAAGGCUCGUCCCACUUCACCCUUUCCUCCCUUCUGGAUCCAGACCUGACAUCUGACUACCACAGCCCCACGGACCAAAGAGACCUCUUCCCCUCCGUAAACACGCUCAACAUCUCCCAGUCUGAGAGCGGCAAUUUAGAAUGACAGCUGAGUUGGGGGCUGA
Messenger RNA from Scomber japonicus (chub mackerel), 2143 nucleotides. Its product is annotated as potassium voltage-gated channel subfamily KQT member 4. Gene Ontology annotation, molecular function: voltage-gated potassium channel activity. NCBI's taxonomy places the organism in Eukaryota, Metazoa, Chordata, Actinopteri, Scombriformes, Scombridae. Bases 1 to 2124 code for a protein of 707 amino acids. The record is from RefSeq and is a predicted model, not a curated record. Gene Ontology annotation, biological process: transmembrane transport; potassium ion transport. The transcript has 16 exons. Gene Ontology annotation, cellular component: membrane.